Entelurus aequoreus (snake pipefish) is the source of this 4474-nucleotide messenger RNA. RefSeq names its product MON1 secretory trafficking family member Bb (gene mon1bb). The transcript is spliced from 6 exons. The coding region runs from base 176 to 1996 and encodes 606 amino acids. Lineage: Eukaryota; Metazoa; Chordata; Actinopteri; Syngnathiformes; Syngnathidae. Gene Ontology annotation, biological process: protein targeting to vacuole; vesicle-mediated transport. The record is from RefSeq and is a predicted model, not a curated record.
CAACCCACUGGUGACGUCACUGAAUCCGGAUGUCGACUGCGGUAAGAGGAACGUUUGUUUUCUUAGAUUACCGACGGCUCGUUUUGGCAAGUCCGACCAGCACCAGCGAGAGUCCAUGUAGCAGUUAAGGUGUCCCAACCUUUUCAGCUGAACACUAUCUUACUGGGAUGAUAUCAUGGAUAGAGACAAUCAUCAUGAAGGAGAGAAAGAAGGAGUUAAAAUAUGUCAUCCGCACUUAGAAGUCAACAUACAAGCGGCCGACACGCUAGCGACCUCACUUUCACUUUUGGGGAAUCACAUGUUUCCUGACCUCAUGGCAAGAAAUGCUGCUAAAAAAGAGGAGCCCACAGAUUCGCUCUUGUCAGAUGUUCCAGCAGAAGAACCCGCUCUGGACUCGUCUCUUCCUAAUCUGGCGACCAAUUUAGAAAACGAGGGGUCUCAGAGCGACGUCUCCACCUUGGAAGGGGAUGGAAUAACCACCGAUGGCGCUCAAAACGACCAGAGCGACUCAGGAGAGUUUGUCGUCACCAUGCUGGCCAAGGCCAAGCUGGAAGAGCAGGGUUUGGGCGUCAAGGGACGGUCGUCUCCAUUGAUAGAGGUGGGCACUCAGGAGUCUCCGGCCUACGUGUCCCACCGUGACGAGGACGUGAUGGCCGACAGCUGGCGGCAGCACAGGAAGCAUGUAUUUGUGCUGAGUGAGGCGGGCAAGCCCAUCUAUUCUCGAUACGGCAGCGAAGAGGCUCUGUCGUCUACGAUGGGGGUCAUGAUGGCGCUGGUGUCCUUUGUUCAAAGUGGAGAUAAUAUCAUACGCUCGGUCUAUUCAGAGGAGAACACCGUGGUGUUCCUCCAGAAAGGCCCUCUGGUGCUGGUUUGCGUCUCCAGCAGCCGCCAGUCGGAGCAGCAGCUGCGCGGCGAGCUCCUCUACGUCUACUACCAGAUCAUCAGCAUGCUCACGCAGGCCAGCAUCUCGCGCAUCUUCGAGCACAAGAAGAACUACGACCUGCGGCGGUUGCUGGCGGGCUCUGAGAAGAUCCUGGAUGGCCUCCUCAACUUGGUGGACUCUGACCCCAGCUUCCUCUUGGCAGCCGUGCACUGCCUGCCCCUUGCCUCCUCUCUCAGGGAUUCGCUCAGUCAGAUCCUGCAGAAGGCCAUCACCCCCAACCUGGUCUUUUCCAUUCUCAUCGCCAAGAACCAGCUGCUCACCAUCGUGCAAGAGAAGACCGUCAUCGAGGAUGCCCGCUUGGAGCCUGCCGAUGUCCACCUGCUCCUCAACCUCAUCGGUGCCUCGUCCGCCUUCCAGGCCGGCGAGAUCUGGACUCCCAUCUGCCUGCCGCUCUUCAACCCUGACUGUUAUUUCUACGCGUACAUCUCCUACCUGGACCCUCCCGAGUGCACUGUGUGCUUGCUGCUGCUCUCCACGGACAAGGAGGCCUUCUACGCUGUGGCCGAGUGCAAGAGGAAGAUCGAGGAGGCCAUGGUGGCUCAGAACUCGCUCAGCCUCAUCGCCAAGGCGCAGUCGUACAGCGUGAGCCAGGUGGGCGUCUCUGACCUCAGGCAUUUCAUGUACAAGCCCUUCGACGUUCCCGACAACCACCGCCAGCUCACACAGUUCACCAGCCCAGAGAUGGAGGCCCCAUACAGCAGCGAGGAGGAGAAAAUGAGACUGCUGGACCUUUAUCGUUACAUGCACAGCCGCAUCCACAGCACCUCGAGACCCCUCAAGCUCAUCUACCACGUAGCCGAGAGGGAAACUCUGCUAGCAUGGGUGACAAGCAAGUUCGAGCUGUACACCUGCUUCAGUCCCCUAGUGACCAAGGCCUGCGCUAUCACGGUCAUCACCAAGCUCCUCAGGUGGAUCAAGAAGGAGGAGGACCGCCUCUUCAUCAGGUACCCGCCCAAGUAUUCCACCACGCCCAAUCCCAGCAAAAGCUCGCGGGCGGCCAAGUCGGACCAGCAGGACUCUACAGAUAAUAACGGCUUCCUGUCUCUCCUAUGAGACUGUCGGGAGAUCAGCGGGAAUCAAACACUACCUUUACCCACACUAUUUAAUUGAAAAGGAAGCGCUUUCCACGCAAAGCGAGCAGAGGUAGGAGAGUUUUAAUUUGAGCUGUUAGAAAGUGAUGACAGAACUAUUUAAGUGUUUUUAUGUGGUUUUAUUGUUCGACAUCUCAUGGACUAUGAAUGUAUCAGGUGAGACUUCUUUAUCACGAUUAUGCAAACCUAAUGUGGUGACAAAGAGCAGGCCGAAAGCAGCAACGGUCGUAAUAAUUCAUCAAAUGUAUUUUUUUAGCCAUAAACGCAACAACAGGUAAAAAAACAUAGGAAACCUUUUCCCGUUACAACCCAACUGUCCUGACGCCAUUUUUAAGUGUUCUCAUUCCACAAGGCUGUUUCCAUUCUCGCACUUCCGUACUUGGACUGAAUAUUUUGAGUGCAUACUGUAGCUGCGGCGUCAGAAUAAAGGUGUUGCACUCAACUCGAUAGAACUAACCACGCUUGACUAUGUAGCGGAAGUGGAGGGACUAACUCCAGUGGUUGCAAUUCACAAUUAAAAAGGAGCGAAGGUGACGCGGAUAAAUAUCGACAACAUUUCUGGUAAGUGCGCAAACACUGUAAUGUAUCCGUGACAGUCAACAGUGGCGCCAUCAGGAACUACGUACACCAUUUUACAUAGGAUACAUUUUGAAGUGUGCGAUUUUGGAACAUAGCCGGUGUAUCAAUCGGCACACUUCCAUAUUCGCUCUUAGCGUUUCGAGUGCAUACCUGCGUUCAUACUGAGUAGUAUGGCAAAAGUAGUCGGACUUUGCAGUCAAACGGUGAGUGUGCAGUGAUGGAGACUAAGCUAACCGCCCCCGGUCAACGUUACCUUGGCCAUGUAGCGGAAAAGGAGGGGGCUGAUGUGAGUUACUGCAAUUUACCAUUAAAAAGAAACAAAAGACUGUCAACAUUGGCACCCUCAAGAGCAGACCUGGGCAAAUUAAGGCCCGGGGGCCACAUGCGGCCCGUUAAGCUUUUCAAUCUGGCCCGCCGGACAUUCCCAAAUAAUUUUUUUCAUCUUUAAGAUGUAAACUUUAGCUGCCAUUAUGAUGUGCAGUCAUGUUUUCUAAUGACCGUAAGUCUUGAACUAUACUAAGUAUUUCAAUGGUUGGAAUUUGUGCUUUUGCAUGAUAUAGUAGUUACUAUGGUCAUCUCAGUAACAGCAGCUCAGACGAGGCACCAAGCACUGUGGGUGGGGAGCGUUUCCACAGAGUGUUUCCAGAGCGGCCAGCUUGAAAUGCAGGUGUCAGGGACAGACGUGGAAGGAGAUUUUUACAACAAAGUUCUAAAGUUUAGUGAUAUAUCAGAUAGUAGGUGGAGUUUUCUUACCCUUCGUGUUCAUAUUUCGCUGUUUGUUGCAUUUCGCUUGAUUGUAAAAUAUGUCGAUCGAGUGGGGGUGUAACGUUCAUAUGUUGUCAAUAUUCAGUGUUUUAUCCUUCAUAGUUAAUAUUGUAAAUCCCCAGUUCUUUAUUUUCAUUCAGUAAAAAAAUAUAAAAUUACAUUCCGUUUAAGGCGGUCUGUCAAAACGUUUUUAGCACUCAAUCAGACAUAAUUGUGAGGUUUUGUAUUAGUGUUCCUAAAAAUAGAUAUACCGGCCCCCAGACACAUUUUUUCUCUAAAUUUGGCCCCUCGAGUCAAAAUAAUUGCCCAGGCCUGCUCAAGAGUAUGCAGUAUACUUUACAUAUUGAAAUGUAAGUAUGGAAGUGCACAAUUUAGAAAACUCCAGAAUUAAGGCGUCAUGGCUGUAUUACAAUUGGCACACUUUCCUACUUACACUUCAAUAUACAGUAUUUGAAGCACAAGUAUGUACACUCAUUGCAUACUUAGUUUUAGAGGACGGCAAUUUUGACAGUGUAAUGCUGACCUAACUAAAUGACUAACGUUGUGCACUUUCCGGAAAUGCGUAAAUUAUUCUCUCCUUUUAAUGGUGAAUUGCAACCACUGGAGUUGGUCCUUCGCCUUUCGCUACGUAGCCAAAAUGGCAUUGACUGAAGGCGGUUAGGAUCCACGGCUGCAGCAACUGUGUACUGAAAGUAUUUGUCUAUGGAUAUUGUCAUUCAUCCAGGUCAUUGUAAUCUCAGGGCAUUCAAUCCAUCGCAACUGGACUGAAGCCUACUUGGAUGAGAGGCGAAAGGUCUUCUAAGACAAACCAAACAGUCUAGUUGAGAUCGAUUUGAAUGCCCUGAGAUUUGCUGUAAUUGUUAUAUGAAUGCACUCAAAAUGACUAAGUGUGGGUAAGUAUGGAAGCCAACUGAAACCCUGUCUUAAAACGUUGUACUGUAGUUUGUUUCUUUCUGUAGAGAAUUCAGGAUCCUUUUCUAAGUCCGGUUUUGUAAGAAAGACAGCAGGCUCGUUCUGUCUGUGGUUGUCACUUUAAAGUCUUAAAAGAGUAUUAAAUGUCUAAUAGUAUUAAGAAAUAAAUGCACAAAUACUGUUC